AUGGCCGCAGGAGAGGCUUUGAAGAGCGCAGGCUGGGGUUUGAGAUGGCAAGUGCGAGUCUCCAUUUUGCUUGUCUGCGUACUGAGUGCGGUGAAUGGACAGGUUCGAUAUUCUGUACCAGAAGAGAUGAGAAAGGGCUUGUUUGUCGGAGAUGUGGCGAAAGACCUUGGUUUGGACAUAAAGAGGCUGGUUUCAGGUCGGGCGCAGUUAGUUAUAGACGGUAAUAACCAAUAUGUAGAGCUGAAUCCGAACAAAGGACAUCUGGUUGUGAAAGAAAGGAUUGACAGGGAGAAACUGUGCGGUCAGAAAUCUCCGUGUAGUUUCAGUCUAGAGAUUGUCUUAGAAAAUCCGCUUGAAUUAUUUUCGAUUACGAUUUAUGUUAAAGAUCAGAACGACAACGCGCCUCAGGUUCUGUACCCAGUCCAGACUAGCAGCUCUCUGGUGGCUGAAAUGGUGCCUCGUUCAGCAGAUGUGGGCUAUCUUGUCACUAAAGUGGUGGCUGUUGAUGUGGACUCUGGACAGAAUGCCUGGCUCUCGUAUAAACUGCAGAAAGCGACAGACAGGGCGCUGUUUGAAGUGGGCUUACAGAAUGGAGAAAUAAGAACUAUACGCCAAGUAACUGAUAAAGAUGCUGUGAAACAAAGGCUCACUGUUGUAGUGGAGGACAACGGGCAGCCCUCUCGUUCAGUUACAGUCAAUGUUAACGUGGCGGUGGCGGACAGCUUCCCUGAAGUGCUCUCAGAGUUCACUGACUUUACGCACGACAAGGAGUACAAUGACAACCUGACUUUUUACUUAGUCUUGGCUUUGGCUGUAGUCUCAUUUCUGUUCAUCACAUGUUUAGUGGUUAUUAUAUCACUGAAAAUAUACAGAUGGAGACAGUCUCGCGUCCUCUAUCAUUCCAAUCUCCCUGUUAUUCCGUAUUAUCCACCGCGUUACGCAGACACUUUGGGGACAGGAACUCUACAGCACGUGUACAAUUACGAGGUGUGCAGGACGACUGACUCCAGAAAGAGUGACUGUAAGUUCGCCAGACCCUGUAGUCAGAACGUACUGAUAAUGGACCCCAGUUCUACAGGGACGAUACAGCGGAUGCAGAGUGAACAGAACAUCCUGGAUGAACCAGACUCCCCACUAGAGGCACGAUAUUCCAUACCCGAGGAGCAGUCAGAGGGGUCGAUCGUUGGAAACAUUGGUAGAGAUUUGGGUUUGGAGGUGAAGAGACUAGUGUCCGGUAAAGCUCGCAUUAUAACAAAAGGAGCACGACAGUAUGUAGAUUUGAACCGAGACAAAGGACUCCUCGUUGUUAAAGAGAGAAUCGACCGAGAGGAGCUCUGCGGACAGACUACGCCUUGUAGCUUCAGCUUUGAGCUUAUCAUAGAAAACCCCAUUCAGUUAUAUCGAGUUACAAUAUUCCUCCAGGACCAGAAUGACAACGCGCCUCAGGUUCUGUACCCAGUCCAGACUAGCAGCUCUCUGGUGGCUGAAAUGGUGCCUCGUUCAGCAGACGUGGGCUAUCUUGUCACUAAAGUGGUGGCUGUUGAUGUGGACUCUGGACAGAAUGCCUGGCUCUCCUAUAAACUGCAGAAAGCGACAGACAGGGCGCUGUUUGAAGUGGGCUUACAGAAUGGAGAAAUAAGAACUAUACGUCAAGUAACUGAUAAAGAUGCUGUGAAACAAAGGCUCACUGUUGUAGUGGAGGACAACGGGCAGCCCUCUCGUUCAGCUACAGUCAAUGUUAACGUGGCGGUGGCGGACAGCUUCCCUGAAGUGCUCUCGGAGUUCACUGACUUUACGCACGACAAGGAGUACAAUGACAACCUGACUUUUUACUUAGUCUUGGCUUUGGCUGUAGUUUCAUUUCUGUUCAUCACAUGUUUAGUGGUUAUUAUAUCAGUGAAAAUAUACAGAUGGAGACAGUCUCGCAUCCUCUAUCAUUCCAAUCUCCCGGUUAUUCCGUAUUAUCCACCGCCCUACGCAGACACUUUGGGGACAGGAACUCUACAGCACGUGUACAAUUACGAGGUGUGCAGGACGACUGACUCCAGAAAGAGUGACUGUAAGUUCGUCAGACCCUGUAGUCAGAACGUACUGAUAAUGGACCCCAGUUCUACAGGGACGAUGCAGCGGAUGCAGAGCGAAAAGAACAUCCUGGAUGAACCAGACUCUCCACUAGAGGUGAGUUUGUUGUAG
Messenger RNA from Salvelinus namaycush (lake trout), 2193 nucleotides. Its product is annotated as protocadherin gamma-A8-like. NCBI's taxonomy places the organism in Eukaryota, Metazoa, Chordata, Actinopteri, Salmoniformes, Salmonidae. Bases 1 to 2193 code for a protein of 730 amino acids. Gene Ontology annotation, biological process: homophilic cell-cell adhesion. The record is from RefSeq and is a predicted model, not a curated record. Gene Ontology annotation, molecular function: calcium ion binding. The transcript is spliced from 5 exons. Gene Ontology annotation, cellular component: plasma membrane.